Messenger RNA from Aphanomyces invadans, 885 nucleotides. Its product is annotated as hydroxyacylglutathione hydrolase. Gene Ontology annotation, molecular function: hydroxyacylglutathione hydrolase activity. The record is from RefSeq and is a predicted model, not a curated record. The transcript has 5 exons. NCBI's taxonomy places the organism in Eukaryota, Oomycota, Saprolegniomycetes, Saprolegniales, Verrucalvaceae. The coding region runs from base 1 to 885 and encodes 294 amino acids.
AUGCCGGUGAUACUCUAUGCCGUGGGGCUUGCGCUGGCGGCGCUAGCCGUCCGCAUCUACCUCCUCGGUUCAAAGAAGGCCCUGAUCAAUUGGGUUGCAAACUCGUCGUUGUUUUACAUCAUGUACAAGAGACAGCUCGCCGCACACCAUGCGUCGCCCGAAUUUAACGUGACGUGCUUCGAGACAACGAUUCUCGACGGCGCCGCCACUGUCUUGACGAUCCCGUUCCUCCAAGACAACUUUGCGUACAUUCUGUUUGACCACGCCACCGGUGAAUGCGCUGCCGUGGAUGUCGCGGACCCCCAGGCCGUGCUCGACAUGUGGCGCGCAUUGGUCGCGCGCCGGUCGUCGCCGUCGUUGCCGUUGAACCUCAAGUACAUCCUCACGACGCACAAGCACUUCGACCACGCUGGGGGAAACCGCAAGCUGAAAGCCGUCUUGCCCAACGCGACCAUCGUUGGCGGCGUGCUCGACAACGUCCUCGGAUCCACCAAGCAAGCAUGGCACGGCGACAAACUCAACGUCGGCAGUCUCACCAUCGAGACACUCGCUGUGCCGUGUCACACAAUGGGCCACGUCGCAUACUAUGUAUCGACGGCAAAUCACACCGGGCAAGGGUGCGUUUUUACGGGGGACACGUUGUUCGUGGGCGGGACCGGGCGCUUUUUCGAAGGCAACGGCGACCAGAUGUAUCGCAACCUCUAUCAAGUCCUUGGAUCCCUCCCGCCGUCUACCCAGGUCUUUUGCGGCCACGAAUAUACGCUGAACAACCUCAGUUUUGCGUCGUACAUCGAGCCAGACAAUGUCGACGUGCAGGCCAAGGCAUGUGCCUUCUCCAGCGCCUCACGCGCCGUUCUUGACAUCGUCGUGGUGUCGUGUAGAUAG